CCGCUGGCUAGAUUAUUGCAGUUGGGAGCUAAUGUUGUCAUCCGGAGAUAAGACAUUUACAAAGCUAACUAGAUAGCUAAUCAGACAAUAGCUAGCUAUGCAGUCCUCCUUUAUUAUUUUAGAUAGAUAAUUUAGCGUUAUAACAGUCGAGCAUCACAAGAUAGAUAGCUAUAUAUUUCAUUUAGAGUAUAGCAGGCUAGCCAACGAUAUAGAAACAUUAGGUAUACGUUCUAAGAUAGCUUUGUGGCGAAUCUUGCAGCAAUCCAUCCAGUCUACUGUAAAGAAAGUUAUGCAAUUGUUGUGAUGUAGUUAGCAUUUAUCUCACGCUGGGAAGUGUAACUAAAGUUAGUUUAGCGAUGUAGCUGGUGCUUGCCAUGUGUUGAUGAGAUUGUUGCGAAAACUGACAGGUGAAUUUGCUAAAACAUUUGGGCACACUGUGUGCCUGGUAAACGUGACGUAACUGUGAUUGUGUUUAUAAUGCAUCCUCCCGUUAGCUACCUGUUGGCGUCGCAUGAACUGUUAAAGAUGGGCAAAAUUACAUUCUUACUGCGUUUAACUCAGGACAUAUUGUACUGUCGCUAUAAACACAUUAUUUUGGUUCAGUUCAGUAAGCUAUGUUGAACGUAGCGUGAAGACAUUACCGUAAUUCACGUUUAAGCAGCCGCUACAUUUUACUUGUCACUUCUAAACAGUGAUAAAAUGUUUCAGAGUGAUAUAGAAAUGCCGGUAGAUGGUAGUGAAGAUCAGGACCUCCAGGCACUGUCCAGCCCGGUCAGUGUUCAAACCCCAGGAGAGACCGGGGCCGGGAAGGAUAAUGGCACCAAUCGGGGAAAUGUGGGCUCGUCGCUGCCCAGCACGAGUCGGAACGAGCCGGGAGCCCCGGCCGAGGGCUCCAAGAAAUCGCAGUCCUUGCUCCAGAUCGACCGGCAGCAGAUCCAGGCGGUGGCGCAGGGCUCCCAGGCGGCCGAGCUGCAGGGACUCGGGGUGGAUGUGUACGACCAGGAGGUCCUGGAACAGGGGGUGCUCCAGCAGGUGGACAGGGCCAUCCAGGAGGCCAGCCAGGCCGCCGCCAAGGCCGAGGCGGAGAAGGAGUACGAGUCUGUGCUGGACGACGUCAGGACCUGUACGAGUGAAUUAAAACACAUCGAUAGAAUCAUUGAGCAGCUGGCUCCUCAUGCUCUUUCCAACAAAGCCAUCAGCAGGAAAGUAGAAUCUGUCAAACGUCAGAAAGAGAACAAGGAGAAGCAGCUGAAGAAGAUCAGGGCCAAACAGAAACGUCUCCAGGCCAUCCUGGGCGGGGAGGAUGUUGAGAAACUUGAGGCGGAACUGCUGGACGACGGCGAUGAAGCAGAGCCGGGUCCGUCCACCCUGGGCAGUAUGCUCAUGCCGUCGCAGGAGACGGAGUGGGAGGAGCUUAUCCGCACGGGCCACAUGACCCCCUUCGGCACCAAGAUCCCCCAGAAACAGGAGAAGAAGGAGACGCGGAAGGCGACGCUCAGCGAGAACUCCGCCUUCGACCAGUACCUGACCGACCAGGCCGCGCUGGCGGAGAGCAGGAAGAGGACGCCCGUCAAAAGGAAGAGGGCGGGGCAGGGUCCCAGAGAGGGCGGGGCCGGGGCCGGGGCCGUGGCGGGAGCGCGGCAGAAUGGCGGCUUGUCCUCCGGAAGGGACCGGAAGCUCCAGAAACGCAUGCGCAGGCUGCAGAGGAACGCGCUGAGGACGCAGCCCAAAGCCAAGGCCAGGGCGGAGCCACACCAGGCCCCGCCCCGUCGGAAAGGCCCCGGGAGGACCUCCGACAGCGAGGAGGGGUCCGAGUACGUGCCCAGCGACGAGCUGAUGGACCCCGAGGAGCCGGAGCGGGACGACGAGUUCUGGGCCGGGGGGGACGAGGAGUACGAGCUGAAACCCUACAACAGGAGGAAGGCCGACCCCAAACGCAAGAAAGCCCAGAACCGGGAGCAGGAACAGGAGGAGGAGGAAUAUUUCCCCACCAGCUCGGACGACGACGACGAUGGCGGUAACGACGAGGCGGGAAAAAAGGGGCGUUCCAAAAAGCGCAAAGACGACGGGGACCUGGAGUGCUACAAGCAGAGAAUACGGAGGUGGAGGCGGCAGAGGCUGAGGGAGAAGGAGAGGAAGAGGGAGGCGGGAGAGGAGGAGUCUGAGGACAGCGACGCUGAGUUCGACGAAGGCUUCAAGGUGCCCGGAUUCCUCUGGAAGAAACUCUUCAAGUACCAGCAGACAGGUGUGCGGUGGCUGUGGGAGCUGCACUGCCAGCAGGCAGGAGGAAUUCUGGGAGAUGAGAUGGGGCUGGGCAAGACCAUCCAGAUAAUAGCCUUCCUGGCAGGCCUGAGCUACAGCAAGAUCCGAACGCGGGGCUCGAAUUACAGGUACGCGGGGCUGGGCCCGACCGUCAUCGUGUGCCCUGCCACGGUCAUGCACCAGUGGGUGCGGGAGUUCCACACCUGGUGGCCCCCGUUCCGAGUGGCCGUUCUGCACGACACCGGAUCCUUCGCCAAUAAAAAGGAGAAGCUGGUCCUGGAGAUCGCUGCCACCCACGGCAUCCUCAUCACCUCCUACUCCUACGUGCGCAUCAUGCAGGACUUCCUCCAGAAGUACGACUGGCACUACAUCAUCCUGGACGAGGGCCACAAGAUCAGGAACCCGCACGCUGGCGUGACCAUCGCAUGCAAACAGUUUCGAACCCCACACCGCUUCAUCCUGUCGGGGUCACCGAUGCAGAACAACCUGAAGGAGCUCUGGUCCCUCUUCGACUUCGUCUUCCCCGGGAAGCUGGGGACCCUGCCCACCUUUAUGGAGCAGUUCUCUGUCCCAAUCACCAUGGGGGGCUACUCCAAUGCCUCACCUGUGCAGGUCCAGACCGCGUACAAGUGCGCCUGCGUUCUGCGCGACACCAUCAACCCGUACCUGCUGCGGCGGAUGAAGGCCGACGUGAAGACCAGCCUGUCUUUACCGGACAAGAACGAGCAGGUCCUGUUCUGCCGUUUAACGGACGAGCAGCGGCAGGUCUACCAGAACUUCAUCGACUCCAAAGAAGUGUACCAGAUCCUCAACGGGGACAUGCACGUUUUUUCAGGCCUGAUUGCUCUGCGGAAGAUCUGUAAUCACCCGGACCUGUUCUCUGGGGGACCCAGGAUACUGAGGGGCAUCCCGGAGGACCAGCUGACCCCGGAGGAGCACUUCGGCUUCUGGAAGCGUUCCGGGAAGCUCAUUGUGGUGGAGUCCCUGCUCCGGCUCUGGCACAAGCAAGGGCACAGAGUCCUGCUCUUUACCCAGUCCAGACAGAUGCUGGAGAUCCUGGAGGUGUUUGUGCGGGAAAACGGAUACUCCUACCUCCAAAUGGACGGAACCACGUCCAUAGCCUCCAGACAGCCUCUUAUCGGGCAGUUCAACCAGGACACGUCGAUAUUCAUCUUCCUCCUGACCACCAGAGUGGGUGGUUUAGGAGUAAACCUGACCGGAGCGAACAGAGUUAUCAUCUAUGACCCGGACUGGAACCCCAGUACAGACACUCAGGCACGAGAGCGUGCCUGGAGGAUCGGCCAAAAGCAGCAGGUGACCGUGUACAGGCUGCUUACCGCUGGGACCAUCGAGGAGAAGAUUUACCACAGACAAAUCUUCAAACAGUUCCUGACAAAUCGAGUGCUUAAAGACCCCAAACAACGACGGUUUUUCAAAUCCAAUGACAUUUAUGAGCUGUUCACGCUGAGCAAUCCGGAUGGUGCCCAGGGAACGGAAACCAGCGCAAUAUUUGCAGGCACUGGUUCGGACGUUCAGGUGCCUAAGAAGCAGGCGAAGCCCAAAAUGCCGAGCUCAUGGAAUCCUAGCCGUGACCGGCCAAACGUGUCGCCGAAGCAAACCGCUUUACCCUCCCCUGACACCAGUAAGAGGGCGGCGUCGGCCGGGUCGACGUGUGAGAAUACCGAGCGGUCGUCGCCGAGCCGCGAGAGAGCGAGCGAUGCCCGCGGGCAGGAUGGGUCGGUAGAGGACGCGGAGGCGGCGGCGGCGUCGAACGGCGAACGGGGGCCGGGCGGAGGGAGCCCGGCGAGGGGGGGAGAGACUGACCCGGAAUCGGUUCCCGCGGCAACGGGUUCGGCUCCAGGCGCCGCGCGUCCCCAUGGAAACGGUCCUCACAAGCGCAGGGAGAAGAGGAAGCACUGCGGCGAGAGGGCGGGCGAGGGGGCGGGGCGCCGGCGGGAACACGGGGCGCGCAGGCGCUCCAGAGACGCCCGCUUCGAAGGCCACCGCAUCUCACACCUGGUCAAGAAGAGGAAGUAUAAGAAGGGCGAGGAAGAGGAGGAGAAGGAAGACCAGAGGAAGAGCGACGACUACGUCCUAGCCAAACUUUUCAAAAAAUCCGGGAUCCACAGCGUCAUGCAGCACGACUCCAUCAUGGAGGCGUCCAACCCGGACUACGUGCUGGUGGAGGCGGAGGCCAACAGGGUGGCCAAGGACGCGCUGCGCGCGCUGAAGGUCUCCCGCCAGCACUGCAGGCUGCCGUUCGCCCGUCAUGACAACACCCGGCCACAGGGGGCGCCAGCGCCCAGCAGGAAAAGGUUCGGCCAGAAGAAAAACUCUCUGUUAUCAGUUCCACCUGCUACCGCAGCACGAGUGCCAGACAAAUGCAAGGACGCCGCCGUGGUCAAAAAAUUCGGCGCCAAGAAGGCGGUGCCAACCGGCCACUUCAGCGGAGAUGUCCUGGAGGAAGACUCCGCGCUCUCCUCUUCCUCCCUCCUGGCCAAGAUGAAGGCCAGGAACCACGUGAGCCUACCCCAGGCCCCAGAGGACGAGGAGCGGGGGGGGGAGGGGGAGGAGGAGGAGGGGGGCGCGGCCGGCCCCGUGGCCUCCCCGGCCCCCCCGACGGAGCACGACGAGCUGCUGGUGGAGCUGAGGAACUUUGUGGCGUUCCAGGCGCGGGUGGACGGGCAGGCCAGCACCCAGGAGAUCCUGCAGCACUUCACCCCCAGGCUGAGCCCCGCGGAGACCCCCGUCUUCAGAGAGCUGCUCCGCAACGUCUGCCACUUCCACCGCCUGCCCGGGCACGAGGGCCUCUGGAAGCUCAGACCGGACUUCCGAUGAGAUUCCCAGAACUUCCGAUGAACUUCCGAGAAUUUCAGAGAGCUUCCGGCCUCUCGGUCGGAAACGGGAGAGCCGGGUUCCACAGAUCCCCUGUCAUUGGUGGAGCUACAGUGACCUGUUAGUCAUCGACUCAUUUGAACCAAUUAAAAGACUUUGUUCUUGGCUGAAGAAGAACACAGUGAUUUGGUUCAAACCAAUUAGUCCCGGAAGAUAUAUGGUGGCUCCACUUUGUUUUGGUUUUAACAAAGCCUCGUUCUUCUCAAACUCCCAACAUUGUGAUUUUGUACCACUCUGUAAAAUAAAUGAGCCUCUAUUAUUCUGUACUGGGAUUUACUUGAAGCAGAGCAUUUGUAAAUGUCUUGAUUGUCGGAUUCUGAAUUCAAGGGAAUUCCACAGAAAUGUGCAGUUAACUGAAAUAAUGCAGUAACAAAUUGUACAUACUCGAGGUCCAGGACAGUUUCUGCAUUGUACAACUACUUGCAUACACCAAUAUUAGGUGUUGCAGGUGUCUGGUAUAAUUAUUUUGGACCUUAUAACUAUUCAAUUUACCUGCAAAAGCCAUUGAUAUAUCAUGUGGAGAGACAUUCCUGACAAAAUAAAACUACCUCAGUUGUCAAUUGUAUACCAUGUAGAUGCCAAUUUAAAACUAAUUGUACUGUACACAAAAUAAAUUGACACUCCUAAAGGUUUUUUUGUUUACAUUUAAAAUUUGUUAUAUUGUGUUUAGUAUCAACUUUUUUGUUUGUUUUUUUUUUUUUAAGAGGGGGAGGGCACUUUUUAUUUUGUCGAAACACCAUGCAAAUAAAGUCAUUGAUUCCUGAA
This is a messenger RNA of Anguilla anguilla (European eel), 5922 nucleotides long. It is a transcript of the gene ercc6, whose product is annotated as excision repair cross-complementation group 6. Bases 700 to 5100 code for a protein of 1466 amino acids. Gene Ontology annotation, cellular component: nucleus. The transcript is spliced from 21 exons. The record is from RefSeq and is a predicted model, not a curated record. NCBI's taxonomy places the organism in Eukaryota, Metazoa, Chordata, Actinopteri, Anguilliformes, Anguillidae. Gene Ontology annotation, biological process: transcription-coupled nucleotide-excision repair. Gene Ontology annotation, molecular function: ATP-dependent chromatin remodeler activity; ATP binding.